AUGACAGAGGAUACUACUCGGCAGGUCACGGAAGGGCGCAUCCGCACGGCCCACGGGCACAGGCAGCGCCGGCCUCCUAAUCAGAGCUGGAGCCGGGACGAGUACCUGUGCAACGUCCGCACGAUGCUCCCGGUGGCGUUAUCGGGCGACACCCUGGGAGUCCAGUCGGUGACGAGGGGCAGGGAGGGGCCGGGGGGUGGGCGCCACCAGCUGGACGAAUGUGGCAGGCGGGCUGCGCCUUUGCUUUGUCCCCGUCGCUUUGUCCCCGUCGGGCUGCCCGCCGGCCGCGGCCUUGAGCUCGGGGCAGGAGCGGGGAGGUGGAGGCAGCGCUUCUGUUUCGGCUCCUGCUUCUCAGGAGUCCCGCCCCUCGGGCCUCUGCCGGCCAGCUCUGACUCACAGGGCGCGAGGAAGUGGGCCUGGGAUCGGGGCUGGACCCAGGGUCCAGAAGCUUCUCUGGGCCUCCCCCGUAGUGGUCUUUACAGGGUCAGCGGAAGUGGCCCCUCCCCUCGUGGAUUAAGGCCUUUACCUCACAGCAGGGAGCGUGGGUCACGCCUGCACGCCCCAAGGGGUCUCCCCAGCCCCCGGGCUGCUCCCCACGCGCCCAGCAGCCCCCGCGGGCGUGAGCGGCUCUCCCUGGGCCAGGGUAGGGGCAGCUGCCGCUCGUCCUGCCCUGGGGGCCUCUGUCCCUUCGGGGUGGAGUCCCCGGCGGCCCUGCAGCGCAGCUCUGCGCUCGCGGAGAGGAGGGUCUUGUCGGUUGUCGGCUGUCCCCGUGGUGGGCGCCUGCGGUCCCAGCUUCUCCGGAGUCCCAGGCCUGUCCCAGGCUUCCGGCAGGACCGGCACCCCCCACCCCCACCCCAAGCUGAGCUGACUGAAGACCCCCUUCCCAGCUUCCCUUGCAGCCCAGUGUGGCUCGGUGGCUCCUGCCACCGCUGAGCUGAGCAUGGCCCCGACCUGCGCAGGCCUGCGAUACCAGGCAGGAGCCUCCCUCUCACAGACAAGGUGUUAGUGACCGAGGAACCACCGUUUGUAAAGGUGUGUCCAGCGGCACCUGGGCUGCUCCAUGCGGGAGGACAUGGACACGGGAGGGACACAUGCCAGCAAUAGGCGGAUUGUCGUGGAAGGCCUGCUGCUCCGGAGAAGCAAUGUCUGAAGGUGACAGAGGGCGACAGCCCCAGGGACCUGCUGGAGGCGUCUCCUGAGCCCCGUGCCUGCUGCUUCCACCGCAGCCCUGCCCAACCAGGAGGCUCAUGAAGUGCCCCCGAGACCACCCCAUGUGGCCACAGGCACCGUCCCCCGGGUGUCAGGUCCCCGGGGGCUGCUGUCUUCUGUGACCAGCAUGAGCAGCAGGGGCAGGAGGCUUCUGACAAGGUUGAAGGGCCACCAGGGAGGGUUGUUGCCACCAGCCUUAGGGCGCAGACCCCGCGGUCAGGCCCAGGACGGGAGGAGAGGCUCUGAGCUCCACGCUGAGCAUCCUGUCUUACGUUCUACCCAUGGACCCAGGGAAACACACUAUGAAAGUGUGUUACACACCAGCAUUGUUGCGGGAAAGUCAAGUUCCGACCCGUGGGGUUCUUGUAAUGACAGCAUCAGGUACUAAUGCCAACCCCACUUACUACCAGGCCUGUGACUGAGGUCCACAGGGCUCUGAUGUUCCUCCCCCUCAAAGCAUCCCCUGCAGCCCUCUGUUCUGCUGUGGCGGGAGCAGCCCUUUGUCAGGGGACCUGCCUUCCCCACCAUUCUGGGUGCCCUCCAGGAUCUUAUUGGGCGCAACACCCUUCUAGUGCUUUUCAGGACCAGGGGGCCAAUUUGCCUGGGUGGAGAUGUCUGUGGCCUGCACCCCAGCCAUCAUCUUGCUGUUAAGGGAGGGUCUGGCCUAUAUUCCUUCCAUUCUGGAUGUUUUUUAGGCUCUGCUCCCUUGUCUUCCAGCCUCCACAAGCUAUAGAGAUCAAGUCAGAUGCUUUCCUCAUUCCCAAGACUUUCCCCUGUCCCCACCCACCUCUGGAAGCUGCUUCUGGAUCCUGUCCCUAGUGAUCUGACAUGUCACAAGGAUGUUCCCUGUGAGCGUCUUCCCUCAUGCACUGUGCUUGGGUGCUGGAAGGACCCUCAACCUGCAAAACCGUCUUUCAGUCCGGGCAGGUUCUGGAACUAUUUCCAGUCAAGUUGUGGGAUCCAAGAAGCUCAAAAAGUUCUGAGCACAAGACACAUGAAGAAAAAUACACCAAGUACAUCAUGAUUCCCAAAAUAAUACUGAAAAUGAACAAAGCUGGAGGGCUCGCAGUUCCUGAUUGCAAAACUUACCACAAAGCUCUAGUCCUUAAAAAAAAAAAAAAAAAAGCUCUAGUCCUGAAAACAGU
Canis lupus familiaris (dog) is the source of this 2354-nucleotide messenger RNA. RefSeq lists its product as uncharacterized. The record is from RefSeq and is a predicted model, not a curated record. The transcript is spliced from 4 exons. Lineage: Eukaryota; Metazoa; Chordata; Mammalia; Carnivora; Canidae. Bases 1 to 933 code for a protein of 310 amino acids.